Juglans microcarpa x Juglans regia is the source of this 909-nucleotide messenger RNA. RefSeq names its product wall-associated receptor kinase-like 1. Bases 1 to 909 code for a protein of 302 amino acids. Lineage: Eukaryota; Viridiplantae; Streptophyta; Magnoliopsida; Fagales; Juglandaceae. The record is from RefSeq and is a predicted model, not a curated record. The transcript is spliced from 3 exons. Gene Ontology annotation, molecular function: polysaccharide binding.
AUGUCACUCACCUCUAGUGCUUGGAUCUUCGUGAACAUCCUGCUCUUGCUCCCAUCAGUUUCCCCAGUCUCUGCCGCUUCCCACGCCAUCCCAAUUAAUGGUACAUGUCAUGACACAUGCGGCACUAUCACCAUAAAGUUCCCAUUCGGCACUGGUUUUGGAUGUGGGCAUCCUGACUUUGCCAGGUACAUAAAAUGCAGCUCUGGGACACUCCAGUUCUCUACUGGCACUGGCAUUUACACUAUUUCCUCCAUCGACUACCCGAGCAGCACCAUAUUUGUUACAGACCCCCUUAUGUCAACUUGUUCUUCAAUGCAAAACUCUGGGAGCUUCAGCUUAGAUAGGGCAAGCCCCUUCACUAUAACUGAAGAUGAUAUCUUUGUUUUGCUCGGUUGCUCUACAACCUCUCCUGUGUUUGAUCUUGAUGAAGAGCUUUGUGAUACUGGCUCAGGUUCUCGUAUCUGUAGAGGGCUGUAUUCUUGCAAGGGAGUGACAGGCAUUGGACUGCCACAAAAUGCGCCCAUUUCCACAUGUUGUGUUUAUGACUCUCCGAGUGGCCUUGGGUCAGGUUAUGCUUUGGACCUUCCGAAGCUCCAGUGUUCAUCAUAUACAUCAAUAUCUGGGUUUGGGGAUGAUGCUGGGGAUCCGAUGCAAUGGAAAUUUGGAAUCUCUUUGCAAUAUAAUGAUUCGUAUUCUACUGAUAAGUGUAAGGAUUGUGAAGCAAGUGGGGGUUUGUGCGGUUUUGCUGGCUUGGACCAGUCAUUUGCCUGUAUUUGUAGAAAUGGGGUGAACAGCAGCAACAACUGCCUCGGACGAGGGUUUGCUUGGAGCGGGACAGUGAGACUAAAAAUUCAAAUGGAGAUGGUUCUUGGAGGAUUUUGGUUCUUGUGGAUGUUGCUAUUGCUUUGA